UUAUUUCUCUGCAUUUAUACCUGUUUUACCCUUCCCUGUGAUAAUCACAUAUUUGUCCCCUGUUAAGUCUACUUUUCUGUCCCCUGUUUCUUGAUUUGGUGAAAAGUCCUUGUCACCCUUGCUAAAAGCUAACAGCCGAAGAGGGUGAAGACGAAAGCACCCUCUGAUAUCUUCGGUGGGCAAUAAACCUUCGACGUUGACGUCCCUGAUGAUUUUGGGGAGAUCGGCGCUGUGCUGGUUGAGAAUGACUACCGCAACAAGAUAUAUAUACAGAAAAUUGAACUUUCCGACAAAGUUAUCUUCACAUGUAAUUCUUGGGUUCAUUCCAGUCAUGAUAACCCCCAGAGGAGGAUCUUCUUUGCCUAUAAGUGUUACCUGCCGUCGGAGACGCCAGAAGCCCUCAAGUCGCUGAGAAAGAAAGAUUUGGAGUUCAUUCGAAGGAGAGCGUAAAGCCUUCGAGAGGAUUUAGGAUUACGAUGUAUACAACGACGUUGGGGAUCCUGACAAUAAGAGAUCCGAUCUAUCACGACCGGUGUCGGUGGCAAGAAAUUUCCUUUCCCUAGGCGCUGCCGUACUGGUCGGAAAAUGUCCUCCAAAGAUCCGUUGACGGAGACAAGAUCUUCGGACCCGUUUUAUGUACCAAUCGAUGAAGAUUUUUCAGAGAUAAAGUCGGUAUCAUUUGGAGCAAGGACUUUGUAUAAUAUGCUCCUUUCUGUUAUACUCCGCAUAAGCACGGCUUUGACAGGAAAAGACGAAGACUUUCUUUUAUUCCAGGACAUAAACUUGCUUUUCGACGAAGGAGUUCUUAUUAGUGGUACUGAUAGAGAAGUUGCAAGUGUUUUGCCUAGACUUAUCCAUGAGGUUGCUGAUGCAGCAGAGGACCUUAUCAAGUUCUCAUUACUCGACAAAUGCUUGCUGGUCUUAAUCCAUGUAACCUACAGCUGGUUACGGAAUGGCCAUUGA
Molecule: messenger RNA, 963 nt
Organism: Lactuca virosa
Lineage: Eukaryota; Viridiplantae; Streptophyta; Magnoliopsida; Asterales; Asteraceae
Source: the annotation of a GenBank genome assembly